This is a messenger RNA of Cucurbita moschata (crookneck pumpkin), 2099 nucleotides long. Its product is annotated as SUN domain-containing protein 4-like. Bases 228 to 2072 code for a protein of 614 amino acids. The transcript is spliced from 6 exons. Lineage: Eukaryota; Viridiplantae; Streptophyta; Magnoliopsida; Cucurbitales; Cucurbitaceae. Gene Ontology annotation, cellular component: membrane; cytoplasm. The record is from RefSeq and is a predicted model, not a curated record. Gene Ontology annotation, biological process: protein folding in endoplasmic reticulum.
ACCAAAAAAAUACGACCAAUUAUGAGCAUGACGACCAUUCGAAGGGGACGUUGUCACGCCCGAGAUAGCUUCUAUCGAAACUUGAGAUUAGAACAGCAAGGGAGCCAGAUCGAGAGGGAAGAAAUGGAAGCUGAUCAAGAGCCAGCAGGAGCGAAGGAAAAAAAUGGCCAUGAAGUUAGGCAUCAUUUUGUAGUUCUUGAGCAAUCAGUGAUUUGAAUUGAUGUGCAAUGCGGAGGCGUGUUGGAGCUCUUCUUCGUGAUAGAAGAGCUGUUGAAGUGUCUAUUAGUGGACGGAAUCAUUUGAACAAAGUUUCUCUGUCUUUGGUUUUUGUUCUGUGGGGACUUGUCUUCCUCUUUAGCUUAUGGUUCAUCCGUGGGGAUGGCUGUCAAGAAGGAUCAGUUUUACUUCCUGAUGGUGCAUCUAAUUCAAAUGAAUCUACAUUGGAAAGUAACAAGGACUCUGACGUUUUAUAUGAACCUUCAAAAGGAGAAACCGAUUGUACCAGUCAUUUAAAUGAUUCGUGCUCAAUUGAUGCUACAAGCCAUGACGUUUUAUACGAACCUUCAAAAGGAGAAACUGAUUGUACCAGUCGUUUAAACGAUUCGUGCUCAAUUGAUGCUACAAGCCAGGCUUCUGACAAUGAAAUGCUUUCAAGUGAAGAAAGUAGCAGUCAUGUACUAGCUGUUACGGGGUUGCCUGAGGCUGAGAGCUCGAGCACCGGAGUAAAAUCUGAAAGUAAACCUCUCAAGGUAGAUAUGUCGUCUGACACUGUUCUACUGGGCCUUGAAGAAUUCAAAAGCAGAGUCUUUACAUCUCGGACUAAGGAUGAAACUGGUCAGGCUGGGAAUACUAUCCAUAGAGUAGAACCUGGUGGUGCAGAGUACAAUUACGCUUCAGCUUCAAAGGGAGCAAAGGUGUUGGCUUUCAACAAGGAAGCAAAAGGAGCUUCUAACAUCUUAGGCAAGGACAAAGAUAAGUACCUCAGAAAUCCAUGUUCUGCUGAAGAGAAAUUUGUUGUCAUAGAACUUUCAGAUGAAACCUUAGUAGUAACAAUCGAAAUCGCUAAUUUUGAGCACCAUUCUUCUAACUUGAAAGAAUUCGAGCUACAUGGCAGUUUGGUUUAUCCAACAGAUGUUUGGUUCAAGCUUGGGAAUUUCACUGCUCCAAAUGCAAAACAUGCACAUAGAUUUGUUCUCAAGGAUCCAAAAUGGGUGAGGUACUUAAAGUUGAAUCUUCUUACCCACUAUGGUUCAGAAUUCUAUUGCACACUCAGCACUGUUGAAGUUUACGGAAUGGAUGCUGUUGAAAUGAUGCUAGAGGAUUUGAUAUCUGCUCAACAUAAACCCUCUAUAUCAGAUGAAGCUACUAUCGAUAAGCGAGUAACUCCGUCCCAGCCUGGACCCAAUGAUGUAGGACAACAACAUCGUAGAGAGUCGCAAUCUCUUGCUAAUGAGGAAAGUGAUGAUGAUGAUGUCGUUUUAGAACUUUCAAAGAGUAAUAUACCUGAUCCGGUCGAAGAAUCACACCAUCAACAACCUGGCAGAAUGCCUGGUGACACUGUUCUCAAAAUUUUGACACAGAAAGUUCGUUCAUUAGACCGAAGUCUAUCUGUUUUGGAGCGGUAUCUCGAGGACUCAACUUCCAAAUAUGGCAAUAUAUUCAAAGAGUUCGACAAAGAUAUAGGAAAUAAUGGUCUACUUAUUGAGAAGACUCGCGAGGAUAUAAGAAAUAUUCUUAAAGUCCAGGAUAGCACAGAUAAAGAUCUUCAUGAUCUCAUUUCUUGGAAGUCCACUGUUUCCUUGCAGUUGGAUGGUCUGCAAAGGCAUAAUGCUAUUCUCAGAUCUGAGAUUGAAAGGGUCCAGAAGAAUCAAACUUUUCUGGAAAACAAAGGAAUAGUUGUUUUUGUUGUGUGCAUCAUUUUUUCAUGGUUUGCUAUUUUAAGAUUAUUUUUGCAUAUUGUUGUCAGAGUACGUGAGAGAACAAAUAGUUCCAGGAAAUUUUGUUGUAUAAGCCCUUCCUGGUAUCUAUUACUUUUGAGCUGUUGUAUUAUUCUUUUCAUACAGUCGCUAUAAUCAUGGAUUGCCCCCUUUUUUCAUCCA